AUGCAGCGGAGAGAAGGAGACUGGGAUUGCCCUAACUGCGGUGACAUGAACUUUGCUUCCAGGUCCAUAUGCCGGAAGUGUUCUUCUCCCAAAUCGGGCGGCGCGAUCGGUGGAGGAGGUGGAGACGAGGGCGGCGUGAUGUUGGGGAACGGCGGCGGGGCGGCUCCUGGGGGCGAGGAGGGGCACCAGCAUCAACAGCACCAGCCGCAUCCAACCAAGCCGGGUGACUGGUACUGCCCGAGCUGCCGAGAUCUGAACUUCGCAUCGCGAUCGGUGUGCCGCAAGUGCCAGACGCCCCACCCGGACCACUCGAACGCGCGACCGGGCGACUGGCUGUGCCGCAACUGCACCGAGCUCAACUUCGCCUCGCGCCUCAUGUGCCGCAAGUGCAACUCGCCGCACCCGCGCCCGGCGCCCCACCAGUUCUUCGGCAACAUGGGCAUGAACCCCAUGGCCGCCAUCGGCGGCAUGGGCCACGGCUUCCCCGGCUUCUUCGGCCUGCCGCAGCACCACCAUCACCACCACCAGGCCGGCGGGCCUCACUUUGGCGGCGGCGGCGGUGGCACCUCGUCGCACGCCAAGCCUGGCGACUGGUACUGCCUCAAGUGUAACGAACUCAACUUCGCCUCGCGCACCGCCUGCCGCAGCUGCCAGACGCCUUUCCAGACCAACCAGCCGCGCGUAGGCGUCAAGUCAGGCGACUGGCUCUGCUCCAAGUGCGCCGACCUCAACUUCGCCAGCCGCACCGCCUGCCGCAAGUGCGGCGUCCCACGGGAGGAGGCCGGCGCUGUCGACGCCCUGACCGGCACCGACGCUUCUGCUGUCGCUGCCGCUGCCGUCGGUGCCCCCGGCGGAGCCGACCUCGGCGAGAUCGCUGAGCAGUGA
Acanthamoeba castellanii str. Neff is the source of this 885-nucleotide messenger RNA. RefSeq names its product Znfinger domain containing protein. Gene Ontology annotation, biological process: regulation of DNA-templated transcription. Bases 1 to 885 code for a protein of 294 amino acids. Gene Ontology annotation, cellular component: nucleus. Lineage: Eukaryota; Discosea; Longamoebia; Acanthamoebidae. The record is from RefSeq and is a predicted model, not a curated record. The transcript has 2 exons. Gene Ontology annotation, molecular function: RNA binding; transcription coregulator activity.